AUGGCGGGACCAGAACAAGCGGCGAGGCAGUCGAGUGAAGUGCUAGGACAGAGGAAAUCGUUAGGGAUAUGUCCGUUGAGAGCAGCAGCGGUCGGAGUGGUGAUAAUCGGUGGACUUGGCUACAUGGUUUUGUACAGCAAGAAGAAGCCUGAAGCUUCUGCUGGUGACGUUGCUAAAGUUAUGUCAGGUGUCUCUGGUACUACUGAGAACACUCGUCCUCGUAAUUGA
This is a messenger RNA of Arabis nemorensis, 228 nucleotides long. The record is from the annotation of a GenBank genome assembly. Lineage: Eukaryota; Viridiplantae; Streptophyta; Magnoliopsida; Brassicales; Brassicaceae.